Brassica napus (rape) is the source of this 1613-nucleotide messenger RNA. RefSeq lists its product as uncharacterized. Gene Ontology annotation, biological process: proteolysis. The coding region runs from base 1 to 1206 and encodes 401 amino acids. Gene Ontology annotation, molecular function: cysteine-type peptidase activity. The record is from RefSeq and is a predicted model, not a curated record. Lineage: Eukaryota; Viridiplantae; Streptophyta; Magnoliopsida; Brassicales; Brassicaceae. The transcript is spliced from 3 exons.
AUGUCUCCGCACAACAACUCCACCCACCAUUACUCUCCUAAAACAAAAACAAUGCCACAAACCUCGACACCGCCCUCACCUCUCAAAACUCCUAAAUCCAAAACCCCACUAACCAGCACCAUCAAACAACAAGACACUAACCACGACCAGCCAACCAAGGACAUAGAGAUAUGCUCAGCACCCCCACGCCUCUAUCCAGUGAACUUAAGCCCCAAGCAAAUCGCAUCUAUACCUACCAGAAUCAGCCACGUGCGCAAGCCGGUUCCAAUCCAAACACCCCGCCAGCUAGGAUUCGUAGCACACGCAACGACUGUUAAUGACUUCGCAUCUCAAGCUACUUCAAAGACUACAUCUAAAACCAGCACAUCAGACCAAGUAAGCACUAACACCAAAGAUUACAAUGUGCUUGAGAGGUUUCGCUUAUCAAACUCUACUUGCCUACAGGAACACUCGGAUCCCCUGCUUGAAGCUACAUCUGCACUUGUCUACGUCAGCGACUCGUCUCCCUCUAAAAAAUUGCCAGCACACGUACCCUCCGGCCCAGAGGAAUACAUAGCCAAACUACUGCUCAGUUCUCCUCCAGUCCCCGCCACCAUGCUGUUCGCUCCUAUCGACCCUCAACUAUGGGAAGACUUCCACAACACUCUUCAGCACCACCAAGACAUCCUACACAUCAACUCUUACACAACAGCUUUCAAAAACUCAUCCCUUAUCAGGCUAGCAAUUCCAGGAGAAUGGACAGACAGCACGCAAAUGGAGGUCCUUAUCUACAGAGCUGGUGUCAGAAACGAUUACGUGCUAGCCAAGGAAAGUAGCAUCUUUGUUACACCAUGGCUCACAUCUUACAUCCAGAAAAAAUGGCGACAAUUCAAUGCAGCUGUCGACAAAAACAAGUUUCGUUGGGAUGCUCAUUUGUCCAAACUUGUUCUCCUCCCGGGCCAGCAAUGGAUUAGCAACAUACACACAAUUUACGCACCAAUGAUAUGGGACGACAGGCAUUGGGUUGGGCUAGCUAUCAACCUCCACUUGAGCCAUGUGGAAGUGCUUGACCCAUUUCUAAUGCUCUACAACGACAGGAAGGCCAAAACUGCACUACAACCCGUUCUUGAGAUGCUACCAUUCAUCAUCAGCAAACUGACCACCAACACGCCAUCUCAGUUCGAAGGUGAUCGUCCAUUCACCUGGCAAAGGAGGAAGGAGAUCUAAAUCAACCACCAAGGCGGUGAUUGCGGGCCUCUGAGUGUCAAGUUCAUGGAAAUGCAUGCCAACGGAGACCUAGAGCCGCACAUGGCAGACUUAACUGACGAGAUGGUCGUUGACAUGCGAAAACAAUACGCUCUGGACAUCUACAGAAACAUUGUAGUCCCGACUUACCCUGUUCCCGGAACGCCAACCACAAAAAACUAACCACAGUGUCGUCGCUUGUGCGAUCUCGAGGUCUAACUCCCUAGGUUUCCUUUUGUAUUUUGUGUCUCUAUUUGCUGCUACUGGGACGCUGAUAUCUACCACUCGGUUUUAGAAUUUAAGUCGGCUUCUACCAAUUAGGACCUUAUCUGUAAAACUGGAUGGUUUUGUUUUGUAUUUUCUAUUGCUGCUACCACUGAUAUCUAUCA